GAGCAUCAUGUGAUGUCUCCAACUCAAAAGGCUUAUUUCCACAAUCAACGGUAGAGAUCUAAAGAAAAUGAGAAAACUUGCGCAAUCUUCUUUAAUAUCCGAUAUCUUCUUCCACGAUAAUCCUACUAGAGAUCCAGAAGAAGAGCACACAUGGUUUUUGUAUAAAUUAGAUAAAGCUUUACUUGAAGAACAGAGCAGAAACAGAACACAUCUUCUGUUUUUUGAGGGAAAGUAGAUGGAGAGAAGACAACACUUUCGAAUGUUCUUGGUUUUAGCUCUUCUAUAUCUCAUGAUCUCAUGGAAGCCUGUCCUAAUCACUGCAAGAACUGAGAAAUCAUCAACAGACCACUUUGAAACCAAGGGACAGGAAUUGAAUCAGAUUAGCCACCUGGGACGCAUUGAAACUGAUCCUAAGGGAAGAACAAGGACACGGAAGAUGAUGACCGUUGACGAUAUUAACGAUUAUCCAGGAUCCGGUGCUAACAACCGCCACACUCCUCAUUGUUCUGAUUGCUAAUUCCAUUUUCUUGUAAUCUAGCUUCUAUAAAAUUGUAAUGAUAUGUAUCAAGAUUUAAAGAGCAUGGGGAGUCUUAAUAAUUGAAUAAUCUUAAUCUAAAAGGCUAUGUGAAAAUAUCAAACUUUAGGAAACCCAUGUCUAAAAAGGUGAGACUUUUUUCUUUUU
Molecule: messenger RNA, 682 nt
Organism: Arabidopsis lyrata subsp. lyrata
Lineage: Eukaryota; Viridiplantae; Streptophyta; Magnoliopsida; Brassicales; Brassicaceae
Exons: 3
Coding region: 236-517 (93 amino acids)
Source: RefSeq, a predicted model, not a curated record